Messenger RNA from Impatiens glandulifera, 1158 nucleotides. RefSeq lists its product as uncharacterized. The record is from RefSeq and is a predicted model, not a curated record. Lineage: Eukaryota; Viridiplantae; Streptophyta; Magnoliopsida; Ericales; Balsaminaceae. The coding region runs from base 169 to 957 and encodes 262 amino acids. The transcript is spliced from 3 exons.
UCUAUACUUCUCGGUGGCUUUCAAAACUGCCCAAACUCAAUCCUUCAAGUCACAGUCCGUCGGAAUCGAAUUCCCGUUGGAAUUUCUCCGGCGGUAGUUUCAGAUACGCCGGCGCCGGAGUUUAAGGUAAACCCCAUCUUAAAUUGCAUGAUAUAGAAGAGAAAACUGAUGUCCAUGAGUUCAGAUAGAUCAAAAUCAUUGCAUAACUUUACAUUGCCUCAUCUCAAAUGGGGUAAUCAAAGAGUUCUCAGAUGCACUAAAGUAACUGGAAAAUCAAGCGGCGAUUCAUCGGAGACUGAUCGCAGAUCGUUAUCAUCGGAGUCGCAAUCCCUCGAGUACUCCGGUCCGUGCAAAACUUCAACCAUCUCCGCCAUCACAGCCGCCGAUUCCCACCGUGGAUCUUUUGUUCCCGUUCCCGUUCCCGCUAAGAAAUCCAAUCCAAUGAAAACCAGUUCUAAGAAGGUUAAAAACGAUCUGAGCAAUACAAAUGGAAUCAAAGAGGUUAGAGAGAAGCUCAUUUUCGAUCUCAAACUUGCUACUGAUAAAAUGAAAUUAUCCCUGCUCGAGGAAAAACAAAUUCAGGCUAAACCGUGGAAUCUCCGGUCCCGGAAACCAAUUUUCACUCCUCCGGCGGCGCCGCCACAUGUGUCGGAGAAUCCCACCUUGAAAACAUCAAAAUCUACACGAUCCAAAGGUCCGGCGGCUAAUACGAGGACGAAAAAAGAAAUAGAAGCUAAGGUAAAGUUCUCCAUUUCCCUGUCCCGUGAAGAGAUUAAGAGCGAUUUUCUAGCCAUGACCGGAAAUCCACCAGCUCGGAGACCCAAAAAGAGGUCGAAAAUAGUUCAAAACCAGAUGAAUUCAAUUUUUCCUGGUUUGUGGUUGACGGAGAUUACAAGAGAGGAUUAUAAAGUUUCAGACAUGGCUGUAUCAGGAAAGGAGGAGCAGGUUCAGGAAUAAGAAAAAAAUGGAUGGUUUCUUCUGAAAUUAUGAUGGACUGAGAAUUUUAAUGCUCUGUGUUGUUGUUAUUUUGUUUUUUUGUAAUGAAUGAAUCUUAAUGGUUGGAUUCCAGUUAAUUUUCUUUUUAUCAUUAAAAAUUUCGGUUUGAAUUUUGGUUUAAAUUUAGUGCUGCUAUUUUAAUCCAAAUUCAUUUUAGAAGGA